UUGCUCAAGUCUGCAGCCUAAGGGUGUUUGUGCAAGACCCUUCCCCUGUUCUUGCUCAAGUCUGCAGCCUAAGGAUGUUUGUGCAAGAGCCUUCUCCUGCCACUUGAGGAAGUUUCUAAGCUCAUAAUCUUCCAACUUUUGUGGCAAGCCAUGGCGGCCCAGGAUCCUCUCCAUGUGAAGACCCCACUUCGUGACAGCAUGGCCCUGUCUAAAGUGGCUGGCACCAGUGUGUACCUAAAGAUGGACAGCUCCCAGCCCUCGGGUUCCUUCAAGAUCCGAGGCAUUGGGCACCUCUGCAAGACGAAGGCAGAAGAAGGCUGUAAACAUUUUGUCUGCUCUUCAGCGGGCAAUGCAGGCAUGGCAACUGCCUACGCGGCCAGGAGGCUGGGCAUCCCGGCCACUAUCGUGGUGCCCAGCACCACACCUGCCCUCACCAUCGAGCGGCUUAAGAAUGAGGGCGCCACAGUUGAGGUGGUGGGAGAGAUGUUGGAUGAGGCCAUCCAGCUGGCCAAGGCUCUGGAAAAGAACAACCCAGGCUGGGUGUACAUCCCCCCCUUCGACGAUCCCCUCAUCUGGGAAGGCCAUACUUCCAUCGUGAAGGAACUGAAGGAGACACUGAGUGCCAAGCCUGGAGCCAUUGUGCUAUCAGUGGGCGGUGGGGGCCUGCUGUGCGGAGUGGUCCAGGGGCUGAAAGAGGUGGGCUGGGAGGAUGUGCCCAUCAUUGCCAUGGAGACCCUUGGCGCCCACAGCUUCCAUGCUGCCAUCAAGGAAGGAAAGCUGGUCACCCUGCCCAAGAUCACCAGUGUUGCCAAGGCUUUGGGUGUGAACACUGUGGCAGCCCAGACCUUGAAGCUGUUUUACGAACACCCCAUCUUCUCUGAGGUCAUCUCAGAUCGGGAGGCUGUGGCCGCCAUCGAGAAGUUCGUGGAUGACGAGAAGAUCCUGGUGGAGCCCGCGUGCGGCGCGGCACUGGCCGCAGUGUACAGUGGAGUGGUGCGCAGGCUGCAGGAGGAGGGCCGGCUGCCAGGCUCACUGGCCUCCCUGGUCGUUGUCGUGUGCGGAGGCAGUAACAUCAGCCUGGCCCAGCUGCAGGCACUCAAGGCGCAGCUGGGCCUGAAUGGACUGCCCAAGUGAUGACCGUGGCUGUCCUGGUCACCCUGAGAGGGGACACCAGCACCCCUGAGUAGUGUGGGCAGGGAAUGCACCUGGCAGUGGUCCCACCCUCCUUUACCCAUGUUUAUAAUGUGUACUUUUUCACUGUAAAUAAAUAUAAAUAUAUAUAUUUAUAAAGCAAA
This is a messenger RNA of Mesocricetus auratus (golden hamster), 1295 nucleotides long. It is a transcript of the gene Sds, whose product is annotated as serine dehydratase. Gene Ontology annotation, molecular function: threonine deaminase activity; pyridoxal phosphate binding; L-serine ammonia-lyase activity. The record is from RefSeq and is a predicted model, not a curated record. Lineage: Eukaryota; Metazoa; Chordata; Mammalia; Rodentia; Cricetidae. The transcript has 8 exons. Gene Ontology annotation, biological process: L-serine catabolic process; L-threonine catabolic process. Bases 151 to 1134 code for a protein of 327 amino acids.